Messenger RNA from Papilio xuthus (Asian swallowtail), 1407 nucleotides. It is a transcript of the gene Sclp, whose product is annotated as leucine rich repeat containing protein 20 sclp. The record is from RefSeq and is a predicted model, not a curated record. Gene Ontology annotation, cellular component: cytoplasm. Gene Ontology annotation, molecular function: protein binding. The transcript is spliced from 4 exons. NCBI's taxonomy places the organism in Eukaryota, Metazoa, Arthropoda, Insecta, Lepidoptera, Papilionidae. Bases 251 to 793 code for a protein of 180 amino acids.
AUAAAAUAAAAAUAUGUAAUGGUUUUUUUGCCAAUAUCAUAAUUAAUAGCAACUACAUGAGUCAUAUACUACUACGUACCAACAAAAUAAGUUGAUAGCUUAGAUUUCCAUAGUAUAUUAUCAGCAUAAAAAGCAUAAAUUAUUUUUAUAAAUAGCAUCUUUAAAACGGACUGGGGCGGGGUAAAAAUAGAACGGUAGUAAGUAGAGUAGAAACUUUGAGCCGUAGUUCUUGUGGAGUGGUUGUGGUAUAAUGGCACAAGCUGUUACACGUGUAAUUUUACGAUGCGAAACUGCACAAGAGACGGAGGCACUGGAUUUAUCAGAAUGCCAGCUGAUGCAAGUACCAGAUGCAGUAUACCAUUUGAUGCGGCACACGGAACUGAAGAGUUGUGACCUCAGUGGAAAUGUCAUCACUAAGAUACCACCUAAGUUUACUGUUAAAUUUAGUUUAAUCACAGAUUUAAAUCUCUCAAACAACCAAAUGGCAAGGCUACCGGAUGAGCUCUGUACACUGGCAUGUCUAGAGCGGUUGGACAUCUCACACAACAGCUUUGUGUCUCUGCCACAAAUCGCCUGCCAGUGCCCCAGCCUGCACACACUGCUGGCACACCACAAUCAAAUCAUUGAAGUGGAUGUGGACAGAUUAGCUAGAUCAAGAGCUCUCGAGUAUGUAGACCUCAGUGAUAACCCAGUACCUCCAAGAGUGCAAGCAGAAUUAAAGCAGCUUACUCGACCUUCAGUGUCAAUAUCGGAACGAGAAAAAGAAGAUUGGGAAGAAGAUCUCUUGAUAUAACUGAUUAUGGACAGUUUGUGCAGUGAUUGUGAAGGACUGGAGAUAUAUUGUACUUAAUAACUGUGACUAUGCAUUGUCCAACACAUGUAUCAAUACAUAUUGUUAUCCUCCCACACUCCUUGGAAUGACAGAGAAAGCAUUAUAUUUUUAUACAGGUUUUAUGCAGUGGAAACUCACUUUAAGAGUAACCUGGUCCUAUCUCAGCUGUGAUCUAUCAAUGUGUGUGGAAUGUUAGUUUUAUUAAGAGUAUUAUAAAACUCAUUAUAAUAAGGCAUUAAGGUUAUAUGAGAGAUUAACACUGUCCGCUCAAAUACUAUUCUUGUAUUCCUCAAAUGGUACUUAAGGAUACUAAUUUUUUGGUAUCAUGACAAUUAUGUUAAGAUGUUUUUGUUGUAUUAAAAACUAGUCGAAUCGUACAUAACAUAAAUAAUUAUUUUUAGACAAUUUUUGUAUUUAGUCGCUGCUGAUUAUAUUUUCUAGAAAACAUGAAAAACUAUAUUGUAUUUUUUUUACGAAAUGACCUACAAACUUUUACUGACAAAAACAAAGAAUGAUAAUUAAAAAGUGAAACAAUGAACUAUGUGAAAUAUUUUUUACUGAUUUUUCUCAAUUAA